AUGGUGGGAGGUGCAAGUCACGAUGGUGGCAGUACCGCAGUGGCCUUUGUGUUGGUAGCGUACUGGUUUUUCACUCUAGAUAGCGAGGCAUGUGGUGGUUGCUUUGAUCAGAUGUCAGUUGAUGGUUCAUGUGGCAGUGGAGAUGUGAUUGACGAUAAAGACAAGGUGGUGAAUGUAAAAUAUCAAUUGGGCUUAGUUUCAUCUCUGUCUGAGGAAAGUGCUCGGAAUGGUGAUUAUGGAUAUGAGUGGGACUACAUGGUUGAAGGCAAUCAUGUUCACUUUAAUGAACCAGAAGAGAUAUCUAGUCAGAGGAGUGAGCAGAAUUGGACCCUUUUGGGAUCAUCCAAUAGAAGCAAGAAACAUUCUGAGAGGAUAUUCUUCUUGAAGUACGAGGAUAUGAAAGAAAAGCAUGUUGUUCAUCUAAGAUGCCUCGCCGAGUUCUCGGAAUGCCCAUUUUCUGUAGAUGAAGAAGAAACAGGUUUGUUGGAGGAAAUCUUGAAAUUGUGCAUCUUUGAUAAUUUGAACAAUUUGGAAAUCAACAAGACUGACAAGUUGGCAUAUGGUAUGCAAAAUAAAACAUCAUUUGGAGAUUGGAAGAAUCAUCUGACUGCUGAAAUGGUGAAUGAACUCGAUCAAAUUACUGAACACAAGUUCAGUGAGAGAGAAAAGCGAGCGAGGAAAGAGAAAACGCAGGGCGCCCUUCCCGUUCAAAAUCCCCAAUGGUUACUCUCUAAAACCCUAGAAGCGACUCCAGUUUGGGGAAAAUGCUACUCUCCAUUCCCGAACUCCGUCUGGCGAGUAUGUUGCAAUCCGUCUCCGUCUCCGUCUCCGUCCCCGCCGCCGUCCGAAGCUACUGAAUCCCCUGCUCAUCGAUUUGAAACUUUUCAACUGCUGGACGUCCGAAGUAGCAAGCAGUCGACAAUCACACAAAUCUCCACGUCCCAAGUCCUCGCGAGCAAAGCUCACGAAGAGCAUGAACUUACUGCUUUGGCUUCUGACUUUAGAGCUAAGGAAGAGCAUAAUCUUACUGGUUUUCAGUUUUUAAUUGAAGAGAGCAUAAACUUAUUGAUUUGGGCUUCUGCAUAA
Molecule: messenger RNA, 1086 nt
Organism: Fraxinus pennsylvanica
Lineage: Eukaryota; Viridiplantae; Streptophyta; Magnoliopsida; Lamiales; Oleaceae
Source: the annotation of a GenBank genome assembly